UCUCAAAACUUUUUCCUCGGCUCUGAGUCUCUCUGCCUUGUGUCGGAGCUCCGGGGAGCGCUGGGUGUGAUGCCGGAUGACUGUGUGGUCCCUGAGCCGCUGUCGGAGCGCUCUCUCUCUGGAUAGACAGCAGUAGACACGCGAUACGGACAGCAGACGGACCGGAGCUCUCUAAUAAAGGACCGGAGCUCUCUAAUAAAGGACCGGAGCUCUAUAAUAAAGGACCGGAGCUCUAGAAUAAAGGACCGGAGCUCUAUAAUAAAGGACCGGAGCCCUAUAAUAAUAAAGGACUGCAGGUUGGAUAAAGUGGCCGCCCGGAGCCCGUCACCAUGCGGGUCCUGUUGAGCGUCCUGUACCCGGUCCUCUCCCUCACCGUCUUCGGAUUAUACCCCUCUAUGACUAUCGGGCCUAAGGAGGGCUGGCAGGUCUACAGCUCGGCUCAGGAUGCUGAUGGCCGCUGUAUCUGCACCGUGGUGGCACCAGAACAAAGUCUCUGCUCCAGAGACGCCAAGAGCAGACAGCUGCGCCAGCUACUGGAGAAGGUGCAGAACAUGUCUCAGUCCAUCGAGGUGCUGAACCUGAGGACCCAGAGGGAUUUCCAAUAUGUCAUGAAGAUGGAAAACCAGAUGAAGGGCCUGAGGACCAAGUUCAGACAGAUUGAGGACGACAGGAAAUCCAUCAUCGCCAGAAACUUCCAGGAGCUGAAGGACAAGAUGGACGAGCUGAAGCCGCUGAUCCCAGUCCUGGAGCAGUACAAGAUGGACGCUGCGCUCAUUUCCCAGUUCAAGGAGGAGAUCAGGAACCUCUCAGCGGUGCUGACGGGCAUCCAGGAGGAGCUGGGGGCCUUCGACUACGAUGAGCUCUACCAGAGAGUCCUCCGCCUGGACAACCGGCUCCGCAGCUGUAUGGGCAAACUGACGUGUGGGAAAUUAAUGAAAAUCACUGGACCUGUUACAAUAAAGACAUCUGGAACCCGGUUUGGGGCAUGGAUGACUGAUCCGCUAGCCUCCACCAGGAACAACAGGGUUUGGUACAUGGACAGCUACACCAACAGUAAGAUCGUGCGUGAGUACAAGACGAUGGACGACUUCGUAGCGGGCGUGGUGUCCCGAACCUACAGCCUGCCGUUUAAAUGGGAGGGAACCAACCACAUCGUCUACAACGGAUCCCUUUACUACAACAAGUACCAGAGCAACAUCAUAGUCAAGUACAGCUUCGAGACCGGCAGCGUUCUGGCCCAGAGAGCGCUGGAGUUCGCCGGCUUCCACAACAUGUACCCGUACACCUGGGGAGGCUACUCCGACAUCGACGUCAUGGCCGACGAGCUGGGCAUGUGGGUCGUGUAUGCGACCAAUCAAAACGCUGGAAACGUGGUCAUCUCCCAGAUCGACCCCGACACCCUGCAGGUGCUGAAGACCUGGAACACCGAGUACUCCAAAAGGAACGCGGGUGAGUCGUUCAUGAUCUGCGGGACGCUCUACGUCACUAACUCUCACCUGUCGGGAGCCAAGGUGUACUACGCCUACUCCACCAAGACUUCCACCUACGAAUACAUAGACAUUCCUUUCCACAACCAGUACUUUCACAUCUCCAUGUUCGACUACAACGCCAGAGAGAGAGCACUAUACGCCUGGAAUAACGGACACCAGGUCAUAUUUAACGUCACCCUCUUCCACGUGAUAAAAACUGACGAUGACUGAUAAACUAAAGCACCAUCGUUUGUAAUACAAGGACCUCCUAAAUAACCACUUUUUCUUUGUCUGGUCCAUGGUAUCUUUACCUGCCACUACUUGAACUUUUCUAAUUUGUGGCUCUGGAUUGUUGGCUGAUUGAGCAUGGACACCAAUGACUUGAUACCUGACUGGAAAACAUACAUUUUUUACACUUUUCCAUUGCUGCUGAUCAGACUGGUAUGCCUUAUUUGCAGCCUAAGACUCUAAAGCUUUUGCAUGAAUGUCCACAUUUUGUCAUCUGUGAUUUCCUAUGAGGUAGCUGUGUUUUUCUUGCAAAUCUGUUUUGCUUACAGUGUUUGCAUUUUUGUCUAUUUAAAAGUAAAUUUAAAAGUAUUUAAACCUUAAAGGCAACAUCUCCUGCAUAUUUGCUACCAUGUUUAGCUAGCUGAUUCUAAAAUAUACUAGCCAUUCUUUUAAAGAUGGGCCUGUAAAAUAUUGCUGUUAUGUAUGUAUCUGUGGAAAAAGAACAUUUGUAUUUUUUAUAAAAGAAAACCAUAGGAGAAUAUCUGUGCAUUUUCAUUAAAAUUAAAAUAUUG
Centropristis striata (black sea bass) is the source of this 2269-nucleotide messenger RNA. RefSeq names its product olfactomedin 3a (gene olfm3a). Gene Ontology annotation, biological process: signal transduction. NCBI's taxonomy places the organism in Eukaryota, Metazoa, Chordata, Actinopteri, Perciformes, Serranidae. The transcript is spliced from 6 exons. The coding region runs from base 330 to 1700 and encodes 456 amino acids. The record is from RefSeq and is a predicted model, not a curated record.